Messenger RNA from Diatraea saccharalis (sugarcane borer), 2441 nucleotides. Lineage: Eukaryota; Metazoa; Arthropoda; Insecta; Lepidoptera; Crambidae. The record is from the annotation of a GenBank genome assembly.
CUUCUUAGUAAACUAGUAGAAAAGACAGGAGAGUUUCGUGUAUUAGAGUGCGUUUUUAUUCAUGUAAAAAAAGACAAAUAGUCACCUUUUUUAGAUUAAAAAAAUUUAAUUGAAUGCGUUUCUAAUAGUAAUUAAUUAAUUAAUACUAAAAAAAUAUUAGAAAAUAAAACUGAGGUCUAUUUUAAUCACCUUAAUAAAAUAGAUUUUUUUUUUUAAACUAUACCAUUAAAUCUGUGGGUAAUACAAGUAGGACAGGGCUUUUUUUUGGGGCUUUUGAUUACACCAUUCAGGGCUAUUUAGGGUUAUUUGAGUUUGGUUUUAGGGUUUUAUUUUGUUGGGAGUUGGUAACACUGCAGGAUGCUUUACUUACUCUUUGGAGAAUUGCAAGAAAAAUAAGCUAGAGCUCGCCGAUAUUUACUUACAUAAAAUCGACGAUAAUGUUGUAAAUAAUUUGGUAUCUGCUUAUUCAAUUAUGGGUUCCGGUUAUUAGUAAACUAAGAAAAUAUAUGUUCGGAUUGCCGUACAAUUGUGGUGUGUAACAAAUGAUCAUAGAUGCUUAAGUAGUUUUGCUCGGUGAUGGGUAUUGUUAAAAGUCUAUUUACAAUCUUUUUAGAGUACUGGAAGCGAUGCCUGAACAUCUGGAACUUCAACACCUCGUGGAUUUAUCGGCUGGUAGUGGCGAUGAAACUGUACCAAAUCUUUUAGAAAACAAGAGGCCACUUAUAAAAAGAUGUCCUUAUUUGGGUCUGAUAUUAGCCACCUUAUCUUCUUUGUUUUUCUCGUUAUGUUCAGUCAUAGUCAAGAGUCUCGUAAAUAUUGAUCCAAUGCAACUAGCAAUGUUUAGAUUUAUAGGAGUACUUUUGCCUACAUUACCUAUUGUUAUUUACACCGAACAACCUGUUUUCCCCCCAGGCAAGCGAUUAUUGCUAGCCUUGCGGUCUAUUGUAGGUACAGUGGGACUAAUGUUAAGUUUCUAUGCCUUUCGGAACAUGCCACUUGCUGAUGCAUCAGUGAUUGUCUUUUCUGUGCCUGUUUUUGUAGCACUUUUUGCGAGAGUCUUUUUAAAAGAACCUUGUGGUAUUUGGAAUACAAUUUCUAUUAUAUUGACACUUAUUGGAGUUAUACUAAUUACACAUCCUCCAUUCUUCUUUGGUAGCGAUACCUCUGUGGAACAUAAUCAAAACUUCAACAGUUUGCGAGGGGCAGUGGCUGCUUUUAUUUCUACAAUAUUUGGAGCUAAUGCUUAUGUUUUGUUGAGAGUGCUCAAAGGAUUGCACUUCUCUGUAAUCAUGACUAACUUUGGUGCUAUUGCCAUAUUACAAACUUUAUUUUAUUCAUUCAUUUUUGGUGUCCUUUGUAUGCCUAAUUGUGGCACUGAGAGGUUUCUUGUUGUCUGUUUAGCACUGUUCAGUUAUCUUGGACAAAUUUUGCUAACAAUGUCUUUACAAAUGGAACAAGCAGGUCCUGUAGCCAUUGCAAGAUCAGCAGACAUUGUAUUUGCAUUUCUUUGGCAAGUAAUGUUUUUUAAUGAGAUACCCAGUAAGUUUUCUGUAUUUGGAGCUAUUUUGGUGCUUAGCUCAGUUAUGCUUGUUGGUUUAAGAAAAUGGGCAUUAGCAUUACCUGCAGACUCGCAACUGAGAAGCAAAUUGGGAGUGUUAGCACAAUAGUUAUAUUGUAUCUUUUUAUAUAGUUAUAUUAAUUACAGGAUCUCACUUGUUUUGCUUUGUUAGUUUUUAAGUGACAAUGUUUUGAUAUUGUUUUCUAGACUGCACUAAAUGAAUUAUGUUGGUGUAACCAAAUACAAUAAUAAUAUAAUGAACAUAUUUAUUAGUAAAUAGGUAUAACUUUCACCCCUGAAGACUGUUAUGUAAGUCCAUUUCAACUUGCGUUGUGUAUCUUGCCCUGUGAUGUCAUUUGCAAAUGUCCACCGCAAUUAUUUGCCUUAUUUGUUAAUUGUACUUGUAUAUUAAUUUGUUGUUAUAAAGCAUUGUUGUUGUAUGUAAUGAGAAACAACAAUCUUUAGUAUAAUAAGACAUUUAUUAGAUAUUGAAAAUAGAAUUACAUUUGUAGUCUAUUAGAAAUGUAGGCUGAAAUUAAUAUUAUUUAUGGCAAAUUUUUUCUAUUAUUAUUAUUAUUUAAUUAUGUACUUCAUUUAUUAGUUGAUUUUCUAAAAAAAAUUAGGAUUUAUAUCAUAAAAUGCAUUGUUUGAUCACAUAUCAUAAAGUGUAUUGUUUGUUGUCUGUCAAUACAUAAAUUUUCACUUAGUACCUAUAUUAUCAUAUAAUGUUCUCUUCGUCAUUAAUAUUAUAAAUAUGACCAUGACCAUAAGUAUUUAUUAAAAACUAUUUUGCAAAUAUUUACACAAAAUAUUUAUUAUAGUCAUAUAAGGCAUUACCAUUUUUCAUCACAUUAAAAUUAAAUAUUCUUUAAUUGCACUUAGU